This is a messenger RNA of Daphnia magna, 934 nucleotides long. RefSeq lists its product as uncharacterized. The transcript has 3 exons. The record is from RefSeq and is a predicted model, not a curated record. NCBI's taxonomy places the organism in Eukaryota, Metazoa, Arthropoda, Branchiopoda, Diplostraca, Daphniidae. The coding region runs from base 80 to 802 and encodes 240 amino acids.
UGUAGAUCCACAAGCGCUCGAUCAAUCGAAGCUAUAGCGAUUUUCUGUUGUCUCGUCUUAGUAAAUUAACAAAAGCAAAAUGAAAUUGGCUCUUUUUUCCCUGAUGUGUUUCUUUUCGGUUGCUUGGCAACAAAACGUCCAAUGGGCAUUGCCUACCUGGCGCCCACCGUUUUACAACCAACUGCCUAUAUAUGGACCGAUAUUUGCAUCCCAAUCGAACCAUUUGAUGCGUUACCCAAAUUUAAUAGCGAAGCAUCACGAGGAGUCGCAUCACAUCAAGACAAGAACUAAUGCGAAUCAAAGAGCGUUUGGCCUAAGCGGCAUCAAUUAUUUGGCCAGUCUCAUCCUCAAUUCACUGUCUUUAACUGCCACCAGCACGGCCUUUACGACUUCUACGUCGACCAUUACCGGUGCAACUGUAGUCACCUGUUUGACCAGCACAAUGUUCUCAGCGACUGCGGCUUGCCGACGCAAAAGAGCCGCCGUUUUCGAUAUGUUGACUGGUGAUCACUACGAUCAGCACAACGAGCCCUUUAGCAAGGAAAAUGCGUUCGAUGAUCUACCUAGAGAAGGCAGAGACAUCAACCCAGCUGACAUCUUAGCAUCAUCUUGGAUCGAACGAGACCUCGAUGUUUUUGGAACCGAGUCAUCCAUCAAUGCCCGAAAACUAACAUCGACGGUCACAUCAACCUCGAUGUUAACCGCAUUUUCUGUGUCUGUGAAAACAAGUACAAGUACUGUUACAAAUUUGGCUUCUAGUGCAGCUCUUAGCUGUCUGCCAUCAGGAUUUACCCUUUGCUAAACUUAUUUUGAAGAUAAGCUUUCGUCAGCACUUUUGAUUCGACGAAUUUCUAUAUUAUAAUAUAAUUAAAAGUGGUUUAUUUAUCUCUGUUGCGUUGCUUCAAUUAAUACACAUAAAUUCAAUACAUUCUAA